Molecule: messenger RNA, 2855 nt
Organism: Strigops habroptila (Kakapo)
Lineage: Eukaryota; Metazoa; Chordata; Aves; Psittaciformes; Psittacidae
Gene: ASB2
Product: ankyrin repeat and SOCS box containing 2
Exons: 9
Coding region: 1-1944 (647 amino acids)
Biological process (GO): intracellular signal transduction
Cellular component (GO): cytoplasm
Molecular function (GO): protein binding
Source: RefSeq, a predicted model, not a curated record
AUGGCUACAACGGCAGCAAACACUCAAAGACAAACGAUAGGCUGCGAGGAAUACAGCCUGUACAGCAGCCUCAGUGAAGACGAGCUCAUAAAGAUGGCCAUCCAGCAGAGCUUGGGAGAGGACCCUGUGUGUCAGCCAGAUGCCCAGAGCCACCAGAAGUCGAUGGUGGCACGUCCUAGCGAGGCGGCUGCCCCUAGCCACUCCAGCGGCCACAACCCGAACUACCACAUCUACCCUUGGCAAAGACUGGCAGCCCAGCCAAGGGGCCGUGCUCAGCCAUCCAGCUCGGGGGCAGCCUGGGGGGUCAGGCGAAGGUACGACGGCAGCCUCUUCAGCACAUCCCAGCCAAUAGAACUUGAUCCUGUAGUGGCAGCAAUCAAGGAUGGAGAUGAAAAAGCAGUAAGCAACAUGAUGAAAUCAGGAAAAGACCUUUCUGAACCUAAUAAGGAUGGCUGGAUACCCCUUCAUGAAGCUGCAUACUAUGGCCAAGUGGGUUGCCUGAGCUUGUUGCAAAAAGCAUACCCCACCACAAUCGACCAGCGCACCCUCAAUGAGGAGACAGCUCUCUACCUGGCCACCAGCCGGGGCAACCUGGACUGCUUGCUUACCCUGCUGCAGGCUGGGGCCGAGCCCGACAUCUCCAACAAGGCCAGAGAAACGCCACUCUACAAAGCUUGUGAGCGCAAGAAUGCAGAGGCUGCAAGACUCCUGGUACAGUACAAUGCUGACACCAACCAUCGUUGCAAUCGAGGAUGGACUGCUCUCCAUGAGGCUGUCUCCCGAAAUGACCUGGAGAUUAUUGAUAUACUUGUGAAAGGGGGUGCCAAGAUUGAGUCCGCAAAUGCCUAUGGGAUCACUUCUUUAUUCGUGGCAGCUGAGAGUGGGCAGUUGGAAGCUUUGAGAUACCUAGCAAAAUGUGGUGCUGAUAUAAAUACUCAAGCCAGUGAUAAUGCCUCUGCUCUUUAUGAAGCUUGUAAAAAUGGACACGUACCUAUUGUGGAGUUUCUUUUGUCCCAAGGAGCAGAUGCUAACAAAGCCAAUAAGGAUGGCCUGUUACCUCUUCACAUAGCAGCGAAAAAAGGGAUUUGCAAGAUUGUCUCCAUGCUGAUCCCGGUGACCAGCCGCACCCGCAUCAAGCGUAGUGGCAUCAGUCCCUUGCACUUAGCAGCUGAACGCAACAAUGACGACAUCUUGGAAGAGCUGAUCGAUGCUGGCUAUGAUGUUAACACUGCUCUGUCCAAUGAACGGUCCUGCCUUUAUGAGGACAGACGCACCACCCCCCUCUAUUUUGCUGUUUUUAACAACAACAUCUACGCAACAGAGCUCCUGCUGCAAGCUGGAGCCAACCCCAAUGUAGACCUCAUUAACCCAUUGCUCAUCUCCAUCCGCCAUGGCUGCCUGAAGACCAUGAAACUGCUCCUUGACCAUGGAGCAAACAUCGAUGCCUAUAUAUCAAGCCACCCCACCACAUUUCCAGCCACCAUCAUGUUUUCAAUGAAGUACCUUUCUGUGCUGAAGUAUCUCCUGGAUCUGGGCUGUGAUGCAGGUUCCUGUUUUGAGUGUCAGUAUGGAAAUGGCCCACACCCCGCAUUAAAUUACAGACGGGACACACUUAACGAUCCUCAGGUGUCCAAGGAGCCAACUGUAGUACAGUUUUGUGAAAUGGUGUCUACUCCAGAGAUUAGUCGCUGGGCCGGACCGAUCAUCGAUGUUCUUCUGGAUUAUGUGGGUAAUGUGCAGCUCUGUUCCCGGCUCAAGGAGCAUAUUGACAGCUAUGAGGACUGGGCUGUCAUUAAAGAAAAAGCAGAGCCCCCAAGACCUCUUUCCCAUCUUUGCCGCAUUAAGGUACGAAGCCUGGUUGGAAGAAAUCGCAUUAAACUUCUUGACACCUUGCCUCUCCCGGACAGACUGAUUCGAUACUUACAGCAUAAUUACACACAGUGACCCAAGGCACACUGGACACACAGCAGCUUCCCGCCAUGACACCCAGCAUCAUCAGCAUGGCAAGGGCACGCAUCGUGCAUGGUGGGGAGGAAUUGCUGGUGGCUUGGUCAAGCGCCCUCCAAUGACUAAUCCAAGAAAAAUACACUUCUGAAGCAUGAGUGAGAAGAAAAUGGAGGAGACAGGGAGCUAAACACAGGACUAUUGUUAGGUUUUCCAAAAGAAAACACAUGAUUCACCUCAAAGCUUGGUCUGCAAAGAACGAGAAAUGAAAGCCAGCACUGAAAACCGAGCAGUGCCAGAGCAAGUAUCAGUGAGGAAUUCAAAGGUAUCCUGGGGUUGUGGUGGAGAUUAGCAUCCCUGCUGUAAUCAAAAUUCAGAAAUUGUCAAGAGUAAACGUAUUUGGGAAAGCAAACACAUUUCCUUCACCAACAGAUUUUUAUUUUAGUUUCUAUUCUACUGUUUGGAUUUCUGCUAAGUGUGCUGGUUGCUAAUUCUCUGAUACUUUGACACCAUCUUGCUAACACUUUUGCUUUCAUUUUUUGGACCUUUCUUACUGAGUACUUAAUUUCUGAACAUUCAAAUCUCAGAACUUUUUAAUAGACUAAAAUCCAGAAAUGCUGAUUCCUGUAAAAGUCAAGGAAAGGUUUCAUUAAAGAAAGAUGUAAGAACUGUAUUUGCACAUAGUGAAUACAGUUAAUUUUGCAUUACAUUUGCAGUAAGAAAAAAGUGAAAUUCUGCUUGAGAGCAUUUUCUAGACUGGGGAUUGGAAACAAUUCUGAGUUCUUGGUGUUGUUUCUUUUGGGGGGAGGGUGGGGUGUAAAUUAGAAGUGGCUGCACCGUAAACAGUAGCUUUACUUUGUCAUGGAGCUGGUGUCAGGACAGAACAGAGCCCUACGGGAGCAGGAACAGAA